GCCACUUUUUGGCUCUAGUGUUGAUUUUCUUAUCCAUGCAUGGUGUAUUUACUCAGGAUUCUGCCUGUGAUGGAUGGUAUGGUACUGGAGUUACAGUUUCAGAAUCUGUGAAAGCAAUUAUAACAAGUCCCAACUUUCCUCUUGACUAUGACAAUGAUAAGAAAUGCAUUUGGCGAGUAAGUACUUCAGAUGCUGGCCUUCUUAUAAAAGCAACCAUCAAUGAAUUUGAUCUACAAUAUAACACUGGAUCAGGAGACUGCCCAUUUGAUAGUCUGACAUUUUCGGAUGGUGACUCAUCUGGUGGUGAUGUUAUUGGAAAAUACUGUGAUACCAUUUACCCUGAGGUUAUUUAUUCAACUGAAAAUGGAAUGUACAUUGAGUUCCAGAGUGAUAGCUUUAAUACAUACAAGGGAUUCGAGGUCACUGUUUCUGCAGUAAAAGCAGAGGAGGGGUUAGGAUUGUGCAACCCAUCCAAAGGUCAGAUCAGGAAGCCUUAUGGUUCAUCUGGUACAUUAUAUACACCACAAUUUCCGAUCCCAUACCCAGAUGACACCACCUGUAUUUGGACAAUCACUGCUCCAGUUGGGAAAAGAGUUAAAUUGAUGUUUGAGAAAUUCAGUCUCCCCCAAACCCCUUAUUUCCUUGAAGAGCCGCAUGCUGAUGGUGAAUAUUGUGGUUAUGAUGAAUCCAUGGGUGCAGAUCUUGUGGAGAUACGGGAUGGUCCAUGGCCUGACAGCAAACUACUUGGCAUUUAUUGUGGCUACAAGAUGCCUUUUGAUGUCUAUUCCACUGGGCGCUACUUGUGGGUUAAGUUUCGUUCCAUUUCUGAUGGCAAGACGAGUCGUGGUAUCAAAGCUCCUUUUGAAGCUGUAGACCCCAUUGUCAGCGAGGAGCAGUGCUUACCUGGAAACACCAAAAAUGUAAAUCUGAAACUGACUGGAUUAGAAGGAACGCUGCAAAGUCCUCUGAAGUACUAUCCACUCAAUAUGAAUUGUGAUUGGCUAAUCACUGUGCCAGAUGAUAGCAUUGUGAAACUCAGUUUUGAGAGAUUCGACUUGGGCUUAGGUGGUUGCAAUGGUGAGGAUUUAAGGGAUUAUGUAGAGGUUCUGGAUGGCAAAGAUCUUGACAGCGAAAGCAAAGGAAAAUUUUGUGAUCGGACAAUUCCACCUAUUAUUCGGUCGAGUGGUCGACAUAUGAGAGUGGUUUUUAGAUCCGACGGAUCUGGACCAUUUUACACUGGAUUUAAAGCUGCGUUCACAGCUGUCGAGAAAAAGAAUAACACUGUACAGUUGCAUUUGACCAUCGCGGUCGUCGUUCUCAGUGUGAUUCUUCUCAUGGUGGUUGCCUGCUUACUCGUGCAACGUUUAAAGCGAAAAAAAAAGCCUCGCAAUGAAGCCGCCAGAGGUACAGUUCAUAUGUCAACAGUCGCAAGGUCAGAUUCUGCAACUGAACUCGCGGGAGUGACCGAGCACUCUCCUCCCUCUACCCCUCGCGUUCCUGUUGCCCCAUCAGCAAACUCUCCCAGACCCCGACCAGUUGGUUAUACUCCGGUGCCGACAGCCCCAAAUCUUCCACCCUCAGAAGGCCCAAAUUUGGUAGAUCUACCGCCAGCGUACCCUACAGAAGAACAGAUUCCGCAGUAUCCGCCCUCAGGGGAAUCAUAUCCAUGGCAACAGACUCAAGCGUCGGCAGCCCGCGAGAGUUUGGUGCUAUUUUCCUUGAUGGCUAGAAAUACAUUUGCUCAGGAAAUUGCCAACAGCUCUACAAAGGUUUGUUUUCCUGGUAACACCAAUAAUAACAACCUGAGAUUGAAUGGCCUAAGUGGAAGUUUUCGAAGUCCUAAGGGCCAGCUCCUGAAUUCAAGUUGUGACUGGCUUAUAACUGUUCCAGAAGGCAAAAUUAUAAAACUAGUAUUUACUGGAUUUCACCUUGAAUCUGAUCGUCAUCCGUGGGGAUGCCCAAGGGAUUUUGUGGAGGUUUAUGAUGGGAAUAGCAGUUCUAGUGUGAGGAGAGGCAGAUUCUGUGGCUCUGUAACGCCAAUGAAUAUUUACUCAACUGGCCGGUACAUCGUGGUGCGACUCAGAACAGACAAUGAAACGUCAUGGCACCUUGGAUUUACAGCCACGUUCACAGCUGAGGAAACUUACAUUUGUCCGUAUCAUGCCAAGGUACUCUAUGUCUCCGAAUCUUCCGUCAGAACACUCACGAGUCCAAAUUACCCUUCGCCGUACGACAGCAAUGAAGAUUGUAAGUGGAUACUUGAAGCACCUAGUGAACUCAUAGUUAAGGUAACAUUUCAGGCCUUCGAACUGGCAGGAGACAUGUACUUUUACAGUUCCUGCCGGGAUAAACUUAUAUUUUACGAUGGAAAUGACACCACUUCGAACAUCCUUGGAACCGCGUACUGUGGCGCGACUCCGCCUGAUUUAAUUUAUUCUACUGGACGACACAUAUUUGUCGAGUUCAGCACAGAUCGUUACACAAAUCGCAAGGGGUUUAAAUUAAGUUUUUCAGCUGUUAAUAAAGAGGAAUCAGCUUCAAUUUGUCGCUCAUCAAGUGAUAAAGUCAUUCACCUCAGGGGGUUCAAUGGUACCUUCUUUACCCCUAAUUAUCCAGCUUUUUACGCAACAAACUGGACAUGCAUUUGGCUUAUUUCUGUUCCAGCUGGCAAACGAGUGAAGCUUACCUUUGAAUAUUUUAGCUUAAAAUCUGAUGAUGCCUUCCAGAUACGCGAUGGUAAAUCACCUCGAAGCCCUGAGCUACGACGUUUUGACGUAAAUUAUCGUUAUGAUGUUUAUUCCACUGGAAGUUACAUGUGGGUGAAGUUUCAUUCUGGUUUUGACAGUUGGUUUUAUAAACGAAGAGGUUUCAAAGCACGGUUCGAGGCUUUAGAUCCUCCUGGAAAUCCCGAGGAAUUUUGUUAUCCUGGAAACGUUUACAACAACAAUUUAAAACUAAGUGGUUUUUAUGGAACCCUUCAAAGCCCGGCCGAACGUUACUAUCCACAUUUAAGUUGUACAUGGCUUAUCGUUGUGCCUGAAGGAAACAUAAUCGAGUUAAGCUUUCAGACGUUUCGUAUACCGAAGGGUCCCUCCUCAAAAUGUACACCAGAUUAUGUGGAAGCUCUUGACGGGAAGGACAGCUCUAGCGAUAGUAAAGGAAGAUUGUGUGGGUACGAUAUACCAGAACGAAUUCGCUCGACUGGUCGAUACAUGAUGGUUCGUUUCAGAUCGGGUGAAAUCAUGACGAUAACCGGUGGAUUUAGUGCUGCAUUCAGAGCUCGGGAUGAACCAGUUGAACCUGUUGCAUCUUCUCGUUCCAAAGAAGUUUGUUUGCUGGGGAAUCCCGAUAAUGGAAACCUGAAGUUAACUGGCACAGAGGGGACAUUACAAACUCCUCUGAAGUAUUACCCCACGGAUUUAGUCUGUGUUUGGCUCAUCACCGUACCGGAGGGAAAGAGAGUAGAACUCAGCUUUGAAAAAUUUGAUAUAAGUCCAAUUGGGUGCUCUGAUUUUGUGCAGAUCUUUGAUGGAGAGACUAACAAGAGCCGCACUUUAGAAGAAUACUGCGGAGAUUCUGUCAUACGCGAAGUUCAGUCAACUGGUCGGCAUAUGUUGGUCAGAUUCAACUCCGACUCUGAGCCUGAUGUAUUACGUACUGGAUUGAAGGCUUCUUUUAAAGCUAUAAGUAAGCCCAAAUCAUUGGUCAUCGUUGUCGCAGUUGUAUCUUCUUUGAUGGUCAUAGUAAUUGCAGUGGUUUGCUUUAUGGUGUAUAAGAGGACACGAAGUAACAAACGACGUGGAGCUGGGGUAGAAAGAAUUCCAAUGGCACCAGCACCGACCACGUCUCGCACAUCCCGUCCUACUCAGUCUGGAGCCAAUGAGUCAUCCCCAAGAGUGGAUUAUGCUCCGGUCUCGACGAAUCCUGAACAGUCAGCUCACUUGUUAUCAAAUCACUGAGGCAGCAUUAACACCGCCAGUCCUUUUGCGAGCGGCAAGUUUGGUAAUCAGAGACCAUUAUAAAAACCAAACAAAGGCAACAACAACAAAGGCAGAAGUUGCAAUUACCCGAUAGAAGGCCUUUUAUUAUAAAUUAAGGACAGUGCUGGAUGAAAUCCUCCCCCAUCCCGUGCGUCCUUUCAUUUAGCCUCUUAUAAACUAUGUUCCCGGCUGCGCGCUGCCAGGGAGUUGUUUGUGGUCAUCCAAGGUGACCUCGGUCCACGAAUUCGU
Messenger RNA from Pocillopora verrucosa, 4229 nucleotides. The record is from RefSeq and is a predicted model, not a curated record. NCBI's taxonomy places the organism in Eukaryota, Metazoa, Cnidaria, Anthozoa, Scleractinia, Pocilloporidae.